This is a messenger RNA of Linum trigynum, 228 nucleotides long. The record is from the annotation of a GenBank genome assembly. Lineage: Eukaryota; Viridiplantae; Streptophyta; Magnoliopsida; Malpighiales; Linaceae.
AUGCCUCGCAGAAAGGAAGGAUGGGAAGAAGCUAAGCAACCAAGUUCGCUAUAUCUUCCUCGCGACGUCAAUCCUGUUCGCCGUCGAGUCUUCCAAGUCACCAAGUCGCCACCCCCAUCUACCUCUGCUUCACCAUAUCCAGAGAAGAAGGCGCCGUUAAUCGUCGAUUCGAGCUCCCGCAUAGGUUCGCAGCAGAGUAGCUACAGUGGAUUCACCUAUCGCAGCUAG